Trichomycterus rosablanca is the source of this 1315-nucleotide messenger RNA. RefSeq names its product UDP-Gal:betaGlcNAc beta 1,4- galactosyltransferase, polypeptide 1 (gene b4galt1). Gene Ontology annotation, cellular component: Golgi apparatus. The transcript is spliced from 6 exons. The record is from RefSeq and is a predicted model, not a curated record. Bases 1 to 1008 code for a protein of 335 amino acids. NCBI's taxonomy places the organism in Eukaryota, Metazoa, Chordata, Actinopteri, Siluriformes, Trichomycteridae. Gene Ontology annotation, molecular function: beta-N-acetylglucosaminylglycopeptide beta-1,4-galactosyltransferase activity; cytoskeletal protein binding. Gene Ontology annotation, biological process: carbohydrate metabolic process; protein N-linked glycosylation.
AUGCUGAACAGGACCUGCUCUCUCCUGGUGGUGGUUUGUGUGCUGCACAUGUCCGUCAUGCUCCUGUUCUACCUCAAGAACUUCACGCGCAACACACCUGCACCUACACACCUCAACCGGGGGCCCGAAACCGUGCGCCUCACCCUGACGGAGGAGGAACCUGCACCCCAGACUGAUUCGGAGGAUAAUAAUACACUGCCCCAGUGUCCUGACACCCCUCCAAAUUUAGUGGGACCAUUACAAGUGGACUUUUCAGACCCUGUGAAGUUGGAGAAGUUGGAAAAGGACCCCCAGCUGUCUCUCGGAGGACGUCACACACCUAGCAAGUGUGUUUCUCAGCAGAAAGUAGCAAUCAUCAUUCCAUUCAGAAACAGAGAGCAUCAUCUGAAGUACUGGCUCUUCUACAUGCAUCCUCUCCUGCAGAAACAACAGCUCGACUACGGCGUCUACGUCAUUGAACAGGACGGCGAGAACAAGUUUAAUCGAGCAAAGCUGCUAAAUGUUGGCUACACUGAGGCUCUAAAGGAGUAUGACUACAACUGUUUUGUCUUCAGUGAUGUCGAUCUCAUCCCUGUGGAUGACCGCAACAUUUACAAGUGUUUUGAUCAGCCGAGACACCUCUCUGUAGCCAUGGAUAAAUUCCGCUUCAGGUUGCCGUAUAAACAGUAUUUUGGUGGUGUAUCAGCAAUGAGUAAAAAACAGUACUUGAAGAUCAAUGGCUUUCCCAAUAACUUUUGGGGCUGGGGCGGUGAGGAUGACGAUAUCUACAACCGGCUGUCCUACAGAGGAAUGACCAUCUCUCGGCCAGCUGGAGCCAUCGGGAGGUGUAAGAUGAUUCGUCAUACAAGAGAUAAAUUAAAUGAAUCAAACCCUCAAAGGUUCACGCGAAUACAUCAUACCAGACAGACAAUGGACACCGACGGCAUCAACUCUCUCACGUAUAAGGUGGUGGCAUUAGAGAAAAAGCAACUGUAUACCAAAAUCAUUGUGGACAUUGGGAAGCCCUGAUGGAGUACUUGACAGUACAAGCUUUAACUGAGUUUUCCAAUGCUCAGAUUUAGAGGGACUUAUAACCUGGAGCUGCUCAGAGACUCAUACUAACUUACUUCAGACCAGGCUGCUAUUUAUCUUAAGUUAAGCAAUGUGACUUUUACAUUAAAAUUACAUUUAGAAAUUUGCCCAUGUAUGACCAAACCGAGCCUUGGUCCAAAAUGAAGUGUCCUAUUAGUCAUGGAAUUUAAAUGUCUGACCAUCUUUAUUCUCAAAGAAGAACGUGGCAAUCCAAAAUGAUUUGGAUUGUACCAUUAUGGGUCUG